CUCUGCAGCUGUCCUGACUGUGAGUCUGGCUUAUCUAAAUCAGCUUCCAGGAUGUCCCAGCAACAUACUCUGCCAGUGACCCUGCCCCCUGACCUCAGUCAAGAGCCCCUCAAGCCUGUUUCUCCUCCCAUAAAUACCCAGCAGGAGCAAGUGAAACAACCAACUUCACUACCUGCCUUGUGCCAGAAUAUGCCCUCCAAGCUCCCAGGGGAGGUCCUCUUGGAGCAUGGGGAGAAACACGCCACUCUUGUGAAGGGGGUAUCUGAGCAACAAGGUGAGCCACAGCAGCAGGAACAGCAUCUGGAACAGCAGCACCAGCAGCAACAAGAAUCACAGCAGCAGGAACAGCAUCUGGAAGAUCAGCAACAGCAGCAGCAAGAAUCACAGCAGCAGGAACUGUGCCUGGAACAGCAGCAACAACAACAAGAAACACAGGGACAGAAGCUGUGCCUGGAACAGCAUCUGGAGCAGCAGCAGCAGCAGCACCAGGAGUCACAGAAGCAAGAACUGCACCUGGAUCAGCAGCAAGAAUCACAGGAACAGGAACUUCACCUGGAAGAGCAUCUGGAACAGCAGCAGCUGCAAGAGUUACAGGAGCAGGAAUUACACUUGGGACAGCAUCUGGAACAGUGGAAGGAGGAGCUACAGGAACAGAAAAUACAACAGCAGCAGCAAAAGGAACAGUGUGAGGAACAUCAGGAAGCAAAAAAUCUGGAGCAGCAGCUGGAGCAGGUGAAAGCACAAAGGAAACAGCAGCAAAAGGAAGAGCUAAAACAGGAAAAAAAGUUCUUGGACCAGCAACAGGAUCAAGAGCUAGCAAAGAGAAAUGAGCCACUGGAAAAGAAAGAAGACCAGCUCCUAGAACAACAGGAGCAGCAGCCAGAGCCAGCAGAGCAGCAGGAGGGGCAGGUGGAUCAGCCUGCAAUUGUCCCAGCUCCUGGUGAGGUCCAAGAAACCCAGCUGGUUCAGCCACUGAAGGGAGAAGUCUUACCCCUGACAGAGCAGCAACAGCAGAAGCAGAAGGUGUAUGGCCCCCCAAAACAUAAGUAAGCACCCCCUAAUGUUCCAAAGGCUCUCAGGCCAUCCCACAGAAGUGAAGAAAGAGCCAGUGGCCUCACUAAUCUCAGGUCCCCAGCCUGGGAGGCCUGCCUCAUCUGUGAACCUGCCUGACCCUGUCCUUCUGUUUCUUCAAUGGGGCUGAGGGAAGGGGAAGGUAUUGUCCAGGAACCACCCCUGAUGAGCUCAGUCCCAACCUCUGGUGGCCAGAACCUCUGCCUGAAGAGACAGUUACUACACUAACUCUGACUUUGUUCCCAUUAUUAUAGUUGAAUAUGUGA
Molecule: messenger RNA, 1337 nt
Organism: Lontra canadensis (Northern American river otter)
Lineage: Eukaryota; Metazoa; Chordata; Mammalia; Carnivora; Mustelidae
Gene: IVL
Product: involucrin
Exons: 2
Coding region: 52-1050 (332 amino acids)
Biological process (GO): keratinocyte differentiation
Cellular component (GO): cornified envelope
Source: RefSeq, a predicted model, not a curated record